CAAUUGGGUUUUGCAAAAUAUUGGAAUGGAAGAUACCUUUUUAGCUUUUUGGGGGUGUUAUUCACUGCAGAGUGAGAAUUUUCGAGCAUGCCAAAUUUAAUUUGCAAUGACUGAACCUUCCAAAGUCAUUCACGUUCGAAAUGUGGGGCACGAAAUAUCUGAAAAUGAUUUACUUCAGCUAUUUCAGCCUUUUGGUGUCAUAACAAAGCUUGUGAUGCUGCGUGCAAAAAAUCAGGCUCUUCUCCAAAUGCAAGAUGUUCCUACUGCAGUUAAUGCUUUACAAUUUUAUGCAAAUAUUCAGCCAAGCAUAAGGGGGAGGAAUGUGUAUGUUCAGUUUUCUUCACAUCAAGAACUAACAACAAUGGAUCAAAAUCAAGGACGAGGCGAUGAGCCAAACAGAAUUCUCUUAGUUACAAUUCAUCACAUGCUGUAUCCUAUAACAGUGGAUGUGCUGUAUCAAGUAUUUUCUCCCCAUGGAUCUGUGGAAAAGAUUGUAACAUUUCAGAAGUCAGCUGGCUUUCAGGCUCUCAUCCAAUAUCAAUCACGUCAGAGUGCUGUUAUAGCAAGAAGUACACUUCAGGGACGCAAUAUUUAUGAUGGUUGCUGUCAGCUUGACAUUCAGUUCUCAAACCUUGAUGAAUUACAAGUGAACUACAACAAUGACCGUUCAAGGGACUUCACAAACCCAAAUCUCCCUACAGAGCAGAAAGGCAGACCUUCACAACCUGGAUACGGUGAUGCAGGAAACAUGUAUGCUGCUCAAGGUUCUGGGGCCAGGACAGUUGGAUUUCCACAGAUGCCCAAUGCUUCAGCCAUUGCAGCUGCUUUUGGAGGAGGUUUGCCUCCUGGAAUAACUGGGACAAAUGACAGGUGUACAGUUCUUGUCUCAAAUCUUAAUCCUGAUAGAAUAGAUGAGGAUAAACUAUUCAACUUGUUCUCCAUUUAUGGGAACAUUGUGAGAAUUAAACUUCUCCGAAAUAAACCAGAUCACGCACUUAUCCAGAUGGGAGAUGGUUUCCAGGCUGAAUUGGCUGUACACUUUCUGAAGGGAGCCAUGUUGUUUGGGAAGCGAUUAGAGGUCAACUACUCCAAGCAUCCGAACAUAACCCAAGGUGCUGAGACACAUGAAUACGUCAAUUCAAAUCUCAAUCGUUUCAAUCGCAAUGCAGCUAAAAACUACCGGUAUUGCUGCUCCCCCACAAAGAUGAUCCAUUUGUCCACACUUCCACAAGACAUCACUGAAGAGGAGAUUGUGAGCCUUGUAGAGGAGCACGGAACCAUUGUGAACAGCAAAGUCUUUGAGAUGAAUGGGAAGAAACAGGCUCUGGUUCAGUUUGAGACUGAGGAACAGGCUACGGAAGCCCUUGUGUGCAAGCAUGCAAGCGCACUUUCUGGCUCAGUAAUCCGUAUCUCCUUUUCCCAGUUACAGAAUAUAUGAUGAGACUUUGUUAAGGACUCAUGGACAACCGGAGCAACAGUUGUUAUGCACAAUAGGGACAAGGACUCUGAAUUUGGGAAGGAUAUUUUUAUGCAGAUGAUGGUCAUCUUCAUUAUUUUGUAAUGGUUGCUUUCCUUGCUACUUUACUGAUAAGAUAUGCUCUUUGAUUUUUCCCUUUUAAUCACUUGCCUUCUCAUCUCCAUUGCUCUUUUAGUUCUUUAGGUUGUUAACAUAAUGCAGUGGGAAGGUGUAGGUUGAUUCUUAUGGAAUAGAUAGGAGGGCAAAUCACUACCUUCUUAUUGCCUUUAUUGAAAAUCAUUGUUGUAUAUGUUUUGUAAUUUAGGCUAAGUAGGCCCCUUUCUGUUGUAUUCUCAAUCCAUAUCAAAAUUUUCUACUCCAACUGAGCAAGAAGCU
This is a messenger RNA of Abrus precatorius (Indian licorice), 1852 nucleotides long. RefSeq names its product polypyrimidine tract-binding protein homolog 3. Gene Ontology annotation, cellular component: nucleus. The record is from RefSeq and is a predicted model, not a curated record. The coding region runs from base 107 to 1438 and encodes 443 amino acids. Gene Ontology annotation, biological process: mRNA processing; regulation of RNA splicing. Gene Ontology annotation, molecular function: mRNA binding. The transcript has 15 exons. Lineage: Eukaryota; Viridiplantae; Streptophyta; Magnoliopsida; Fabales; Fabaceae.